Messenger RNA from Paramecium sonneborni, 212 nucleotides. The record is from the annotation of a GenBank genome assembly. NCBI's taxonomy places the organism in Eukaryota, Ciliophora, Oligohymenophorea, Peniculida, Parameciidae.
AUGGUCUUUAAAUAAAAAGCCAAAAUAGUAAUUGAAAGUCGAAUCCUCCAAGAAAAAAGAAUUCAUUAUGAUUAUUUAUGUAAUCUUUUAGGUUUAAUUUUAUAGCUCUUCGUGAAAAUGAUGCAAUCAAAGUUAAGGAAAAAUUAUUUUGGAUUCUCUUGACCUCCUUGGGAAAUUUCAAGUUCUUUGAUUACUCUUUUAUAUUUAGAUGA